AAAACAGAGUUUUAGGGUUUAUGGGGUCACAGCACGAGGGGGACGCGCCAGAGGAUGGAAUUCGCGGCCUCACGCUCCUCAAGCAAGGCGCCGAAGCGCGCGUGUUUGAGACCACAUUUAUGGGGCGGAGAGCUGUCGUCAAGGAGAGGUUCUGCAAGAAGUACAGGCAUCCAUCGCUGGACACCAAGCUCUCGCAGAAGCGUCUCUACGGGGAAGCCAGAUGCAUGACAAAGGCGAGGAAGCUGGGCGUGCGGACGCCGGCAUUAUUUGCCGUGGAUGCCGUGACGCGCUCCAUAACUUUCGAGUUUGUGACUGGCUCUUCAGUCAAAGAUAUACUUUUACAAUCCGGCUUUCCCACUCCUGGUGGCGAGCUGGAGAGAAUUGCUGCACAGAUUGGUGUCUCCAUUGCGCGAAUCCACGACGGUGGAUUGAUACACGGUGAUCUUACGACGUCCAACAUGUUGAUACAUUCGGGAGAACUGGUGAUGAUUGAUUUCGGCCUGAGUUAUACGUCGACGUUCCCAGAGGAUAAAGCCGUGGAUUUGUACGUGUUGGAGCGGGCCUUUCUUUCGUUGCACUCCACCAACGGGGACAUGAUGGGGCUCGUCCUUGCUGCAUAUAAGAAGGCCUCAAGGUUUUGGAGCAGCACUUUAAAUAAACUAGCACAAGUGCAAAUGAGGGGACGAAAGCGCGCAAUGCUUGGAUGAUGAAUCCAACUUGGCUUGACAAAAUCACAGCGUCACGGGCAAAGCCAUCCAUAUGCAGCUCUUAAUCUAACUAACAGCAGGACUGUGCUAUCAUUUCCCACGGAAUUGAAAUGAAAAGAGCAAAAGAAGAGAAAGGCUCAUGACUUUGCAAUUCAA
This is a messenger RNA of Selaginella moellendorffii, 863 nucleotides long. RefSeq names its product EKC/KEOPS complex subunit bud32. Lineage: Eukaryota; Viridiplantae; Streptophyta; Lycopodiopsida; Selaginellales; Selaginellaceae. The coding region runs from base 21 to 707 and encodes 228 amino acids. Gene Ontology annotation, biological process: protein phosphorylation. The record is from RefSeq and is a predicted model, not a curated record. Gene Ontology annotation, molecular function: ATP binding; protein serine/threonine kinase activity. The transcript has 7 exons. Gene Ontology annotation, cellular component: nucleus; cytosol; EKC/KEOPS complex.